AAGCCAUCCAAAGGGGCAAAAAGUCCUUUCAUUUCGCUCAUUGAAUUUCUUGCUUAACAAGCACACGUUGUUUAAGAAGGGAAAACAAACAGCCCUUGGAUCUUAGCUGAUUAGCACGACAAACAGACUUCAAAGCGAUGGCCAAGAGCUCCUUCAAGUUGGAACACCCCCUGGAAAGGAGGCAGGCUGAAUCAGCCCGUAUUAGGGAGAAGUAUCCUGAUAGAAUACCAGUUAUUGUGGAGAGGGCUGAAAGAAGUGACAUACCUGACAUUGACAAAAAGAAAUACCUGGUUCCAGCUGAUUUGACUGUUGGCCAGUUUGUUUAUGUGGUUCGGAAGAGAAUUAAGCUCAGUGCUGAGAAGGCUAUAUUCAUCUUUGUCAAGAAUGUUUUGCCGCCCACAGCUGCCAUGAUGUCAGCAAUUUACGAGGAAAACAAAGAUGAGGAUGGAUUCCUGUACAUGACCUAUAGUGGUGAGAACACCUUUGGGGCAUCAGUCAAGGGGUACUCAUGCUGAAAUCAGGCAAGCUAAAAAGUUUGAGAUGACAGUGAACAUAUGUAAAUUCUUGGCUUUCUGUACUUACCAUGGACAAACCAUGUUUAAACUCAGGAUACUGCUCCUUACAGCCUGGAUACAAGACUGCUAUUUAACUUAAAUGCUUGUGAUUUCUAUGAAUCUAGACGAGCAAAUUAAAUUA
Hevea brasiliensis (rubber tree) is the source of this 696-nucleotide messenger RNA. Its product is annotated as autophagy-related protein 8C-like. Gene Ontology annotation, biological process: cellular response to nitrogen starvation. The coding region runs from base 138 to 515 and encodes 125 amino acids. Lineage: Eukaryota; Viridiplantae; Streptophyta; Magnoliopsida; Malpighiales; Euphorbiaceae. The transcript has 5 exons. The record is from RefSeq and is a predicted model, not a curated record.